CAAACGACGAACCUCCUCAGUCUGGAUUUCUUCUUAAGAUUCUUAUCUGCGAGUAUGAGGCUCAAGAGGAAUGGUUCAUACACACUGAUCGGGAAGUCCAAGGGAAAGCCAAAUGGUAAAAAGCCAGCACCGGAAGAGAAGAAACUUUACCUAGAGCCAGAAUACACAAAAUCCAGAAUUACCGACUUUGAAUUUAAAGAGCUGGUGAUGCUACCACGGGAAAUAGACCUCAACGAGUGGCUCGCCAGCAACACAACAACUUUCUUUCAUCACAUCAACUUACAAUAUAGUACAAUCUCAGAAUUCUGUACAGGAGAGUCGUGUCAGACCAUGGCAGUGUGCAAUACACAGUACUACUGGUAUGACGAGCGGGGGAAGAAGAUCAAAUGCACUGCUCCGCAGUACGUCGACUUCGUCAUGAGCUCAGUGCAGAAACUCGUGACAGAUGAGGACGUCUUUCCAACAAAAUAUGGCAAAGAAUUUCCAAACUCGUUUGAGUCCUUAGUGAAGAAGAUCUGCAAGUACCUGUUCCACGUGCUGGCCCAUAUCUACUCCUCACACUUUAAGGAGACUUUGGCACUGGAGCUGCACGGACACUUAAACACGCUCUACACACAUUUUAUCCUAUUCAUCAGGGAGUUCAACCUGGUGGACCUUAAAGAGACCACCGUCAUGGACGACCUCACAGAGGUCCUCUGCAGCAGCAGCGGGAGCAGCAGUAAUGGGAGCGGCAACGGGAGCAGCAACAGCGCAGGAGCACAGAACCACGUGAAAGAGAGAUGAGCCCUCCUCCAGGAUCAAAACUAACAUUAAAAACAAUAUUAUAUAUUAUGUGUGUAUGUGUAUGUAUAUGUUCAGAUAUACAUACAGGCAUAUACAGCUAUGAAAGCUGAAAGAAAUUAUGCUGCCACCACAGGACGUGUAGUCAUACGGGACUGUAUGGAGCUUUGGUUUAAUGCGCCACCUGGCGAGAAGUUGCACCAAUUUUUAUUUUAUUUUCUGUCCACUCCUCCUUUUACCUAUUCAGGUGGAUGGUGAGUGCUGUUUUUAGAGGAGAGCCAAGCCUGAGAGUGGGGCCACUCUUAUUUCUUUGUUUUGUUUUGGUUGUUUUGGUUUUUCUUUCUUUGGUCUUGAGUGCAAGCCCUCCAUCUUCUGAGGAUGGUUGUCUUGCCAUUUUAAAAAUACCUAUUAUAUUAUAAGAAGUGACUUUUACUUUGAAGUGGCUUAAAAUGCAGAUUUGUUUGGGUUUUUUGGGGGGCGGGGUGGUUUUCUGGUUUGGUUUUACAUAGACUGCCCCUGACCCCUGCCGAAAGCUUCCCAGUUGAGUGCAUCUUGCCCUUUGCUAGCUUGGAAUGGGAAGAAACUCCUGGCUUGACUAGAGCAGCAACUAGGGGCUUGCUACGUGUUGAGAGUGGGCAUGAUUCUCCAGUUGUUACAUCUACUCGGUCACAACAUGCGAAUGUGCAAGAGGAUCCACAAGCCUUUCUGCUUAUUGCUCCUACAACAUAUAUGCUCUCUCCCCUGCUCCCUCCGUCUCCUCUUUUUAUUUAUAAAGAUGUGCCUGGGAAAAGAGAAAGAUCACUGGUCUAAAACCAAUGUGCAAGAGCCACCACCACGUGUUUCCCAUUGAAUGGAGGCCCGGGGAGGGAGGAGAAGGGCACAUUGAGUCCGUCACUGCCUGUGCUAGAAAGAUGGCUGUUGGCAUAAAAUUAUAUUGUUGGCUUAUUUUAGUUCAUCUGUUCUAUAAUAAUAAAAACAAAUCUAUCAGC
Messenger RNA from Meleagris gallopavo (turkey), 1769 nucleotides. It is a transcript of the gene MOB2, whose product is annotated as MOB kinase activator 2. The record is from RefSeq and is a predicted model, not a curated record. NCBI's taxonomy places the organism in Eukaryota, Metazoa, Chordata, Aves, Galliformes, Phasianidae.